AUGGCCUCGCUCGCCCGACCGGCUCGAAAUGUCGUCGUCGGCAUCCGCAAAGAAGACCCCGCUCGCAUCUGGGAACGCCGCUGCCCUCUAACCCCCACCCACAUCUACAACCUCAGAAGGAAAGACGUAAAGGUAUUUGUAGAAAGAUGUCAGCGAAGGAUUUGGUCGGAGAAGGAGCUAGUUGAGGCCGGAGCGAAAAUUGUACCCUCUCUUGAGGAUGCGGACAUCGUACUUGGCAUCAAGGAGCCCCCGGUAGAGACCGUGCUCACGCGUCCGCCGUUCGACAAUCCACGAACACAUGUCAUGUUCUCCCACACCGCCAAAGGACAGCCGUACAAUACGGGCCUUCUCGCGAAGUUCCUCCCGAAAUACAACUUGAAGGAUGACCUCAAUGGGAUCAUGUCGCGAGCACCGAGACUUAUUGACUACGAACUCAUUAAGGACGAGGAAUCGGACAAGAGAGUGGUAGGCUUUGGAUGGUUUGCCGGUGUCGCGGGUGUUUUAGAGUCGCUUUCUUCGAUGGCACACUCGCACCUUGAGAUGGGCAUUGCCUCUCCCUUUCUGUACACCCCCCGACCGCACACACAGUCGUCACUCUCGGCCCUUCGAGCUUCACUCAAACAGAUAGGCAACACCAUCAAGGAGAAGGGGACUCCACCAGCGCUAGGUCCUGUAGUAAUCGGCUUAACAGGUAACGGGAACGUAUCCCAAGGGUGUAUAUCAAUGCUCCGCGAGCUCCCCAUACAAUAUGUUCAGCCCAAGGACUUACCGCGACUUGUCAGCGACACGAGGACUCCCCUUGACAGAAUUUACUUGGUCCAUGCCCUCCCCCACCACUAUAUCUCACGGCUAGAUGGCGCACCAUACGACCGAGAAGAUUAUUACAGGGCACCUCAGUCCUAUCGGUCCGAUUUCGCAGAGAAGAUUGCACCAUACUUGACUCUCCUUCUCAACGGUGCUGGGUGGCAAUCGUCCUUCCCAAGGCUGAUGACAACCAAACAACUUGAAGCAGCUUUAUUCCGUGCAAAUACUAUUGGUGGUGCACGGUUAUUGAAUAUCGGGGAUAUCAGUUGCGACUUGGGCGGCGGACUGGAGUUCAUGACCCGCUCUUCCACAAUUUCCGAGCCGUUCUAUAAGGUCCAGGUCAACCCUUCGUUGCCCGCCGUGCAGAUAAUGUCCGUCGAUAUUCUGCCGACUACAAUCCCCCUCGAUGCGUCAGAGCAUUUCGCUGAAGCGUUCUCGCCAUAUCUCAAUGCUUUGAUUGAACAAUACCAACAAUUCCCUUCCAACUCCAACAAAUGGCCUGAUAGCGACGACAAGUAUAUGAAAGCCCUUGAUCGCGCGACGAUAGCAAUGGACGGAGAGCUCACUUCCCCACACCUCUGGCUUCAGGACAAUGUAGCCAAGUGGAGAGCGGAGAAUCCGAGCGAGGCGCAGAAAUUGGCCGAUGACGCAUCGGGUAUAUUCUUGAUGUCUCUUUUCAAAGGAAACGGAAGAAACAGGGAGCAUGAGACCAAGGCUGCGGAAAAGCAGCAGGUUUACAAGCCGUUGAACGUGGGCAAGGCCGGCGUUACUGAUGUUACGAAUGCCGACAGAAGAGGAAAGAAGAAACGAAUGUUAAUGCUAGGGAGCGGGAUGGUUGCAGGGCCGGCUGUAGACGAGAUCGCAAGGCGCGCAGAUGUCGAGUUGUUAAUCGCCAGUAACUCACUUAGAGAGGUUGAAAAGCUCACUGAGCGCCAUCUCAAUGUGAAGUAUCGCAUCAUUGACAUGAAGGAUUUGAACACGGUUUCGGACUUGAUCAGUGAAUCCGACGUGAUUAUCAGCUUACUCCCCGCAUCGCUCCACCCUAAGGCUGCCAAACUUUGCAUCAAGCACAAGAAACACCUCGUCACCGCGUCGUACAUUAGCAGUGACAUGGCCCUUCUUAAUAUGAGUGCUAUUGACGCCGAUGUCCUCCUCCUCAACGAGAUUGGCUUGGAUCCUGGGAUCGACCACUGCUCUGCUAUAUCACUUAUCGAGCGCCUCAAAUCACAGGACAAAAUGAUCACGUCCUUUAUUUCCUUCUGCGGAGGACUUCCUGCACCCGACGUCCCCCAUGUUCCCUUCAGAUAUAAGUUCAGUUGGAGCCCUAGAGGCGUCUUGGCCGCCGCAUUGAAUAGUGCACAGUAUCGGUUAAACCACACGACAUAUAAUAUUACUGGUGAUAAUCUCUUGAAGACCUAUUUCCCCGACGUACCCAUCACAGACAAGUUCGAUCUUGAAGGCAUCGCGAACCGAGACAGUCUGACUUACCUAAAUACAUAUAAUCUCGAAGACGAACCUAUCCGAACCAUCCUUCGUGGUACACUCAGGCACGUACGACGUCUGCAUCUGUACCCCGGGUUCAGCAAAUUGAUGGACUCCUUCAAAUCCCUCGGCAUUCUUGAAACUAAUAGGCUGAUGUACCUCGAGAGGUGGUCGUCCUUGGUCCCACAAGCUCUUUCCAUGAAGCUUGGUGUCAAAUUCGGGACACUAGAUAUCCCAGGUGCCAUCAAAACUCUUGUAGGCGAAUCCCAGGCUCGGGAACUCUUCGAUGCCCUCCGAUGGCUAGGUCUUCUCCCCUCAAUAGAUGCGUCGGCCCCCAUCCAGUCUUUCCCGCCCAUGCCCAGAGAGAAGCUCGCCCCGAUAGACCUCUUUAGCAUCCUCCUCGCCCAUAAACUAAAGUAUAGAUCCAGCGAGAAGGAUAUGGUUCUCAUGUCGCAUGAGAUUAUCGCCUCUCCUAAAAUACUAGGGGCGAAAUCGGAAAUACAUACCUCCAACCUGAUCGUGCUGGGUGAUGAUCGUGCGUCGGCGAUGGCGAGAACGGUUGGAUUACCUGUGGCCUUUGCAGCGUUGAGAGUUAUUGACGACCAGGUGGCGGUAAGAGGUGUUGUCGGUCCCGGACACGAGAGUAUCUAUAGGCCGAUACUGUCAGAGUUGGAGCGUGUUGGGCUUGGAAUGCAGGAAUCGAUGAGGGUCGCCGAGGUCGGAGGACAACCUCCAAUUGAGAAGGUGUUAGUCCCUGGGGCAUUCUGA
This is a messenger RNA of Pleurotus ostreatus (oyster mushroom), 3054 nucleotides long. RefSeq lists its product as uncharacterized. Gene Ontology annotation, cellular component: cytoplasm. Gene Ontology annotation, molecular function: saccharopine dehydrogenase activity. Lineage: Eukaryota; Fungi; Basidiomycota; Agaricomycetes; Agaricales; Pleurotaceae. The record is from RefSeq and is a predicted model, not a curated record. The transcript is spliced from 13 exons. The coding region runs from base 1 to 3054 and encodes 1017 amino acids.